Rattus rattus (black rat) is the source of this 3984-nucleotide messenger RNA. It is a transcript of the gene Pald1, whose product is annotated as phosphatase domain containing paladin 1. NCBI's taxonomy places the organism in Eukaryota, Metazoa, Chordata, Mammalia, Rodentia, Muridae. The transcript has 20 exons. Bases 70 to 2643 code for a protein of 857 amino acids. The record is from RefSeq and is a predicted model, not a curated record.
GCCGCAGAGCGCGACGCUCCCCUGGAGCUGCGGCUGCCAGGUCUGGGGAACUGAAGCCCCUGGCAGACUAUGGGUACAACGGCAAGCACAGCACAGCAGACAGUCUCGGCUGGCAGGUCCUUGGAGGGUCUGCAGGGCAGCGGCAGCAGCAUGGACGGCCAGCAUUCCCUCAGUGUGCAGUCCUUUCAUGCCACAAGUUUACACAACAGCAAGGCCAAGUCCAUUAUCCCCAACAAGGUGGCCCCUGUUGUGAUCACGUACAACUGCAAGGAAGAGUUCCAGAUCCACGAUGAGCUGCUCAAGGCCCAUUACAGGAUGGGCCGGCUUUCAGAUGCCACACCUGAGCACUACCUGGUGCAGGGUCGCUACUUCCUGGUUCGUGAUGUCACCAAGAAGAUGGACCUACUGGGUACCUUGGAGAGCUGUGGGGCUCCUAACUUCCGGCAGGUUCGGGGCGGGCUCCCUGUGUUUGGCAUGGGACAGCCCAGCCUCUUGGGGUUCAGGAGGGUCCUGCAGAAACUCCAGAAGGAUGCGAUCAAGGAGUGCAUCAUCUUCUGUGUACGGGAGGAGCCUGUGCUGUUCUUGCGCGCUGAGGAGGACUUUGUGUCCUACACACCUCGAGACAAGGAGAGCCUUCAUGAGAACCUCAGGGACCCUGGGCCGGGGGUCAAGGCUGAGAAUCUGGAGCUGGCCAUCCGGAAAGAGAUCCAUGACUUUGCCCAACUGAGAGAGAACGUGUACCACGUGUAUCACAACACAGAAGACCUGCAUGGGGAGCCGCACACGGUGGCCAUCCGAGGUGAGGAUGAUGUGCACGUGACCGAGGAGGUGUUUAAGCGGCCGCUGUUCCUGCAGCCCACCUACAGAUAUUACCGUCUCCCCUUGCCGGAGCAAGGGGCCCCCCCAGAAGCCCAGUUUGAUGCCUUUGUCAGUGUUCUUCGGGAGACCUCCAGCCUUCUGCAACUCAGAGAUAACCACGGGCCCCCCCCUGCUCUCCUGUUCAGCGGCCAGUCAGGUGUGGGCAGGACCAACCUAGGCAUGGUCCUGGGUACCCUCGUCAUGUUCCACUACAGUCGAACCACCUCACAGCUAGAGGCAGCCUCCCUGCUGAGCAAACCCCUGCCCAUGGAGCAGUUUCAAGUGAUCCAAGGCUUCAUCAGCAGGGUGCCCCAGGGGAAGAAGAUGGUGGAGGAGGUGGAUCGAGCCAUCGGUGCCUGUGCAGAGUUGCAUGACCUGAAGGAAGAGCUCCUCAAAAACCAGAGGAAGCUGGAAGGUUUCAGGCCAGAGAGGCUGGAGCAGGAAUGUGGUAGUCAGCAUUCUGUCCAACAGAGGGCGCUGUGGAGCCUGGAGCUGUACUUCUAUCUGAUCCUAUUUAACUACUAUCUGCAUGAGCAGUACCCCCUGGCCUUUGCCCUCAGUUUCAGUCGAUGGCUGUGUACGCAUCCUGAGCUGUACCGUCUGCCGGUGGUGCUGAAUUCAGUGGGGCCCUUGGUCCCUGGGGACCUCAUCGCCAAGGGCUCCCUGGAAGCAGAUGAUCUUGUUUCCCUGGAUGCGCUCAGCACCGUCAGAGAAAUGGACGUAGCCAACUUCCGGCGUGUGCCUCGGAUGCCUAUCUAUGGCACCGCCCAGCCCAGCGCCAAGGCCCUAGGCAACAUCCUGGCCUACCUGUCUGAUGCCAAGAGGAAGCUACGGCAGGUGGUCUGGAUCAACCUGAGGGAGGAGGUUGUGCUGGACUGUGACGGUCACACACACAGCCUGUGGCCCCCCGGACCAACCCUGGCCCCCAAGCAGCUGGAGGAUUUGGAGGCCCAGCUGAAAGCCCACCUGAGUGCUCCUGUCCCCAACACCAAGAGCCCUACCACCCCCAGGUUCCAGAAGUGCCUGACCACACAAGAGGUCUUCAGCCAGCACCAGGGGGCCUGCCUUGGCCUUACCUACUGCCGCAUUCCUGUGCCAGACUUCUGCGCCCCUCGGGAGGAGGACUUUGACCGGCUGCUUGAGGCCCUGCAAGCUGCCCUCACGAAGGACCCAGGCACAGGCGUGGUCUUCAGCUGCCUCAGUGGCCAGGGUCGGACCACAACUGCCAUGGUGGUGGCCGUGCUGGCCUGCUGGCACAUCAGGGGCUGCCCCGAGGUGGGCGAGGAGGAGCUAGUGAGCGUGCCUGACGCCAAGUUCACCAAGGGCGAAUUUCAGGUGGUGAUGAAGGUGGUACAGCUGUUGCCGGACGGACACCUCGUGAAGAAGGAGGUGGACGCGGCGUUGGACACUGUCAGCGAGACCAUGACACCGAUGCACUACCACCUGCGGGAAGUCAUCAUAUCUACCUACCGACAGGCAAAGGCCACCAAAGAAGCACAGGAGGCUCAGAGGUUGCAGCUGAGGAGUCUGCAGUACCUGGAACGCUACAUCUACCUGAUCCUCUUUAAUGCCUACCUUCGCCUGGAGAAAGCCAGCUCCUGGCAGAGGCCUUUCAGCACCUGGAUGCGGGAGGUGGCAACCAAAGCUGGCAUCUAUGAGAUCCUCAACCAGCUGGGGUUCCCUGAGCUGGAGAGCAUGGAGGACCAGCCCCUGUCAAGACUCCGUUACCGGUGGCAAGAGCAGAGCCAAGACCCAGAGCCCUAUGAUGCUGGGGACUUCCUUUAGGCCUCCUCCUUGCUCCUUGCUAGACAGGUUGGGGGACCUGAGGGUCUCAUGGCUUCAGAUGGACACUUGCCAGCUUCCUGGUGAGACUUGAGGGGCUGAGAGCCUUUGGAAAGAGGUUUUGUUUUUUUUGUUUUUUUUUUGUAGGAUGUGUAGAUGGCGCCACCAUUUUCUGUCAACCCUCUGGGUGUGUAAUGGCCUCUGGCAAGGCCCAGUGCCUGUACCUCACAGAUCAGCUGGCAAACAGCAAACAGCUUUCAGGGAGCUCGCUCCCCAAACAGUCAGUCACCACCUCCGUCCCCUUUUCACUGCCUGCGUUGGCAGCGGGCUGGUCGUGUUUGUAUGUUCACUUCCUUCCUCCAGCUGGCUUGCUCUUUCCUCUCAGUCUUUCAGCCCAAGCAGCUGCCUGAGGUAGGUGAGGAGGAUGGUGAGCCGGUCAGGUCCAUGUUAAAGGCAGCUCUGCUUGGUUUCUUCUGGUUAGUGAGUGUCGCCGGCCUGGAAGACUUUCCCCAGUUCCUUCACCUAGGCUGGCAGAUGUGUCCAGGGAGUUAGAAACCAGGGAGACGAUCUCAGUGUGGGGAAAGAACUCACAGACACCAUUGAGGCAGUGAAGAGGCGUGAUCAUGUGUUGGAAGCCUGUUAGCAGAAUCAAGGUGACUCCUGGAAGAGAUUCUCGUGGAUUCAGGCCUUGGUGGCUCGUCAGGCCUUAGGGUCCAGGCCACCCCUGCCAGGAUCCCUGGGCUUCUUUCACUGGGACACUUGGGACACUGCUGAGUUACUAAUAGCUUUGUUUACACAGAGGGGCAUAGAGAAGCUAUGUUUGGUGAGCCUCUGGGACUGAAGGUUGCCACGACUAGUGGUUGGACACCCGGGAGGCUACCUACCUGUCUUACUCCCUGAAGGACAGGGUUGAAUCUCUGGGUUCCAGUCCUUUAGGGAGAUGGAGUACCUGUCUGUCAGCUGCUGGCUGUGCUUUUUGAAGAGGCCAAAGUUGUUUCCAGCCUCUCAGCUGAAUUCUUUUGCAAGCUGCUGUAUGUCUGCUCACGGCUUCUCAGGUUUGCUGGUGCCUGCUUUGUGCAAGUCAGUUCUUUUCUGAAAAGGUCUAGCCAAGGAGUCAGAGACCAGAGAGACCCUUCAUACUCUCGUGACUGACACUGACUUGGAGAUAUGCUGGGACCAGUGGCGGAUCACUUUACCCCUCUGCCUCAGUUUCCCCGUCUGUAAAAUUGGAGAAUAAUACUUGCCUACCUACCUCACAGGGGUGUUGUGAGGAAUCCUUUAUGUUUUUUGGGUUUUUUUUUUUUUUGUACAGAGCUUUUGGCAUUAAAAACAGUGUAAACAUGA